Triticum turgidum subsp. durum (durum wheat) is the source of this 786-nucleotide messenger RNA. The record is from the annotation of a GenBank genome assembly. Lineage: Eukaryota; Viridiplantae; Streptophyta; Magnoliopsida; Poales; Poaceae.
AUGGCAUCCCCGGAAGGAUCAAACUGGGUAUUCGACUGCCCUCUCAUGGACGACCUUGCUGCCGCCGACUUCGCCGCGGCAUCCACAGGAGGCUUCUACUGGACCCCGCCGAUGCAGCCGCAGAUGCACACUCUUGCGCAGGCCGUCUCCGCCACCCCGGCUCCCAAUCCCUGGUAUGUAAUUGCGGUUUCUCCUCUUCUCAGUGCUGAAAUCAAUAGCUCUGUUUCGGUGGACUGGGACCAUGCCAAAGGACAACCGAAAAAUAAACGUCCUAGGUCAGAAACUGGUGCUCAACCUAGCUCCAAAGCAUGCAGGGAGAAAGUGAGAAGGGACAAGCUAAACGAGAGGUUCUUGGAAUUGGGUGCUGUCUUGGAUCCGGGGAAAACACCUAAAAUCGACAAAUGUGCUAUAUUAAAUGAUGCUAUCCGUGCAGUAACUGAAUUGCGUAGUGAGGCAGAGAAGUUGAAGGAUUCAAACGACUCUCUCCAAGAGAAGAUUAGAGAGCUAAAGGCUGAGAAGAAUGAGCUGCGAGAUGAGAAGCAAAAGUUGAAGGCGGAGAAAGAGAGCCUGGAGCAGCAGAUUAAGUUCAUGAAUGCCCGUCAGAGCCUCGUACCACACCCUUCUGUCAUCCCAGCUGCUGCAUUCGCUGCCGCCCAAGGCCAAGCGGCAGGGCACAAGCUGAUGAUGCCUGUAAUGAGCUACCCAGGAUUUCCCAUGUGGCAGUUCAUGCCGCCUUCAGAUGUUGAUACCUCGGAUGACCCCAAGUCAUGCCCUCCGGUUGCAUAG